UGUAACCCGAAUUUCCAUGUCAAAACAUCCUAAAUCCCGAUCCAUUCUCUCUGAGAGACUCUGUAGGCGUUCAUAUGUCCAUCAAAGUCUUUGCUGUUGUCAGGCGUACCCCCAGAGCCAAUAUGAAGAGCCUCUGUGAAACAGGGCAUUCAUAAUCCUAUGAUCCCCGAGUCAUCGUAUCCAUCAUCUGGAUUGUAUCAUCUUCAACACAAUGACUGACCCGUUUUCCAUCGUCACCGGGGUUGCUGGUCUUCUUUCCCUGACCGGUGCCGUCAUCAGCCAAUGCUACUGCUAUGGUUGUGCGGUGGCUGAGGCCCCGGACGAAGCACGGCGACUCGUGUCUGAAGUCACCAGCCUGAACGGCAUCUUACUGGGUGUCCAAGGCCUGGCAGCGCAGAUGAACUUGCCCGGGUACCAGCUGGAGUCGCCGUUGAAGAACUGCAAACUUGUGCUGGAAAGUGUGUCCACGAAGUUGCGUAAAUUCUCCCCUGGUUUGAGCAAAUCUCCCGGUAAACGCGCAAUCAAUCGCCUUCUAUGGCCACUCCGCAAGAACGAGACCGACGAACUCAUCACAGCCGUUGAGAGGCACAAAAACUCGCUGUCCUUGUCGUUGAAUUCCCUUUCAGUGGAGGCACUGAUGAGCCAAAGUGCCACACUGGAAACCGUCUCAGAUACCUUGACCGAGAUCACGUACAACAAUGCAGAGCAGGAACGAAGGGAAAUCUUGCACUGGCUGUGCGAGCAUCAUUAUGAGGCCCAGUUCCAGCGAGCAUAUCAACUUUAUUGUAACGGUACAUGCAACUGGCUCCUCGACGACCCUACAUUCCUCGACUGGUCUAAAGCCAGAUCUUCUCUGCUCUGGAUGCAUGGCCACGCGGGCUCAGGGAAGACCAUAGCCACAUCCUACCUCAUCCAUCAUCUCUUGGAGACAAAACCAGCCAACUCUUUGUUGGCCUAUUUCUACUAUGAUGCCAGCACAAUGGAAAGCCUGACACCGCAGACCUUCUUUGGCGCCAUUGUCAAGCAAUUCUGUUCAGAACUCCCACGACUACCCACCGAUAUCGUUGACGCCUACAGGCGAGCUUCGAGGCGUCUCGGCAGCCCCAGCCAGCCAAGUCUGGGCGAGUUGAAGUCCUUCUUGCAACAGCUGCUGGAAAGCACCGAUUCGGCAACAGUUGUCAUUGACGGUCUGGAUGAGUCUCCCGAUUACUCCGUAGUAGGUGACUUUCUGACCUCGAUUGUGCGAUCUGGGAAAUUCCCGCUGCGCGUUUUUAUCAGCAGUCGACUGCAAGUGGAUUUGCGUCGAUAUCUCCUCGGAUUCCCAGACAUUCCUGUUCCAGAACAAGCGAGUGAACAGGAUAUCAGCGUGUACAUUAAGAUGAGGAUCAGCAGUGACCCACGACUUCGGCGGAUGAGCGAGAAUAUGAAGGCUUUCGUGGAAAUGACACUGCGAACAGACUCGAACGGGAUGUUUCGCUGGGUACAAUGCCAACUGGACGAAAUGUCUAGGUUGAGGACCGAUGCUGCUCUGAAACGGGCGCUCAAUCAGCUCCCUCUGAGCAUUGAGGCUUCGUAUUUGCGCAUCAUCGACAGCAUCGCUCGGGAAGAUAUCCCCUUUGCUACACGGGCACUGCUGUGGCUUGCUCAUGCUUCUACUCCACUGACCCUGCCCGAACUUGCUGAGGCCGUGGUCCUUGAGCCGGACUUUGACGAACUAGACCCUGACUCGAAGCUCAAUGAUCCCAGUGACGUCCUCGAGAUCUGCCGCAGCUUAAUCACCUUCAAUCCGGUUUCACAAACCGCUCGCCUGGCCCAUCAUUCGGUUCGAGAGUUCCUCACCGGACGACUCGACCCUUCUUCCCAGUUCUUCAUUCCCACACGGGCAUCGCACCGUAUCAUGGCCGAGGCCUGUAUCCGUUACAUGCUCCUUGAGGACUUUUCGGCUGGUCCGCUCUUCAAGACAGAUUUCAUGUGGACGCUCUCCGAGUUCCCUCUUCUCCGAUAUGCGGCGCAAAACUGGCCGUUCCAUGUCCAGAUGUCGGGCGCGGAGACCGAGCUAGUUCCUCUCAUUCGAAGGCUCAUGACCCCGCGCUCGAACCCCAAGUUCCUGUUCUGGCUCCAGGUUGUCCUCUUUGACUCGUGGCAUGGCUACGUCCACCCCGACACAGACCUGGAGAACGCUCGGCCACUCUACUACGCGGCGUCGUACGGCCUGACGGAGACCGUGAGGAGCCUGGCCGAUGCGGGGGCCGACCUUGAUGAACGUGCCGGCAGGUAUGGCGGCACAGCGCUGCAUGCUGCCGUGUGGCGCAAGCGGCCGGAAAUCGUCGACAUCCUCCUAGACGCCGGCGCCGACCCGACCGUGAGGGACUACAACGGAGCCACUGCGGCGGAGCUCUCUCUUUUCAGCGGCACCAAGUUCUACAACCGCAUUUACAACGAGAAGCGCGGCAAGGGAGGCCUGGCGCCCUUGGUCGAGAGCGUCAUCCGAUUGCGAGAAAAGGAGCUCGCCAUGUCGACGGCCCGGGAGUCUGAGCUUGACCGGGAGAAGGACGACCCAAAACCACCCAGACUAUCCCUCCGAGUGGUCAACGAGACCCGCGACGCGCCCCCGGAGCCGUUGGAUGAGAAACGGCCGGUCAACCAUGACCUGACGGAACUUUCUUUGCCCUCCGUCCCCAUAGGCACCGUACAGCUCUCCGACGGAGGCGUUUGAGUGGUUCGUACAAGGAGAACGAGCUGGCCUUGUUCGGGUGUGUCAGGUUGGCCCCGGGCCCCUUUUGCGCUUGAACAACACUGCGCCGUGAAAUGGUUCCGUCACAAAGACCAAGCAAGGCAAAGACGCUGAAACAUCUCGCCAUGUGCAGCCUUAUGCGGCAAAGAAGGCGAGUCACCGAUCAUGAAGGAUCAUGACUGCUCGUUCCUUUGCCAGCUAUACUUCCCGCGAGCGAGGAUGUCUGAAGCAAAUCCAACAUGCGAUGUGGCAGAAGACUGCACCCCCGUCCGUCUCUGACAUGCCUUGUUGGUGAAUAGGAGAAACACGGCGAGCGAAGGUCUUCUGGCUGUGCUGCGGCUUUGAGGCUCCAUUAGGGUACCAGCCUUAUAUAGCCUCAACCAACCUCCCCACUCCUACCUUGCGGUUUCGCAGCAUCUCGUCCGGGCGAGCGAGGUGCAUACCCCGGGGGGUUGGUCGGGCAAGUGGAUUUUCUGCUGGGGAGGAGCAGAGAGUGUAUAUCCCCUGUUGUCUGUUGACUCGUCCUGGCUCGUCGCGCCCGGCAUUGUGCAGCCGUGGUGCCAUGCCACGAACUGCUACGAGGCUCGUGCAGGUGUGCGCAGGGGAUUCCAUUGCAUUAGCUCCGACGCGGUGCAGCGAGGUAGCGAGGCGAAAAGAAGUCUUCGAUAACCCCUUCGUCCAACGCUGGAUAUUGAAAAUAUACAUAUACAUGUGGACAGAUGGUGGUGCGGAUUUUGCCUGGAACGAAUUCAGCGCUGGAGAAUCUGUACGUGUGAUUUGGCUUCUAUAUAUCCCCGUGGAGCCAGAUAGCCCACUCCCUUGUAUAAAGCCUUGACUUUGGUUCCACUCACGCUUCAUUCGAGGAGAUGGCCACUCCGCCGUCUUCCUCAUCGUCGUCGCCAUCGUGAGCCCCGUCCUGCAUUUCCAGCUCAGGCGCAGCUUCACCCUCACCGACACGCUCGGUCGGCACGGGCUCGAGUUCCGGAGAAGAGCUGUUCCUCCUGAACUCCUUGUCGACCAAGUCCAUUCUUUCCCCCUCUCCGCCUCGGCCUUGGUCCUUUUGCUCGCCAUCCUUGUCGCCAGACCCAUUGGCCUGCUCCUGCUUCUGCGCCUCCGUCCAGCCUUUGCUCCGAUUCACCAGCGGCGAGUCGUCGUUGAACAGCCGCAGCAGCAUCGCCUUUCUCUCCUCCUUGGGCAACAUCAGGUUGAGCGAGUGGAUCGAUUUCCACAGGGGGAACACCAUCCUCUCCUCCAACCCUUCGCCUUCCUCCCCGCCGCCAUUCGGACCGGUCGCGCGGUCGGCGUUGGUCUCGCUCGGCUCCACAAUAAGCACACAGCAUCCCAUCCCCAUCUCUCUCACUUGUGCUCCCACCUCACCCAACUUGGCCCCGUCCUCGCCAUGGAACCUAGGGAACAUCUCAAUCAACAGCCGCCGCAGCGUCUCUUUCUUUCUCAACUUGACUUUCCUCUCGGGCCCGACCCACGUUUCCAGCAUCCUCAGCCCGUCCGUUUGGAUCCUCCAUGGACACACUUCCGGACUGGGCGCGUCCUGCUUCACAAACAUCUUGACACCGGCGUGUACGAAUUUGAUCCCCUUCCCUUCAUUUUCUUGGAGAAUUUCCUUGGCGAGUUCGUUGGUGUAGUAGAUGUUUUUCGUCGGAGUGCCAUCUGGGUUUCGGACCAUGUACCGGUCAUCGGGGAAUUGGGAGGAGAGGUUGUAGAAGCUGCGGAUUUGUUUGAGUUCGGGGAGGGACGGAGAAAGAUAUUUAAAUGGUUCUUCGAAAGGUUGAUCCCGAUUUUUCUUUUUCGGGGGUUGUUGUUGGUGUUGUUGCGGUUGAUGGCGAUGAGGUUGUGGCUGCGGUGCAUGGUUUGCUGGUGGCUGACCUUGUUGAAUAGUCGAAGUAGUGGCGGUAUCGUCGAGUUUC
Cladophialophora immunda is the source of this 4659-nucleotide messenger RNA. RefSeq lists its product as uncharacterized. NCBI's taxonomy places the organism in Eukaryota, Fungi, Ascomycota, Eurotiomycetes, Chaetothyriales, Herpotrichiellaceae. The record is from RefSeq and is a predicted model, not a curated record. Gene Ontology annotation, molecular function: protein binding. Bases 212 to 2716 code for a protein of 834 amino acids. The transcript is spliced from 3 exons.